CCAGCAUGAAUGCGAAGCUGAUUUCCUGACAAAUAAUCUUGAGGCUGCAAACUUAUACGGUGCAAAAAACAAAAGAUUUUUCUUCUAGUCUUCUAGAGAGCUGAAUAGUCUUCUUCACCCUCAUCACCAUCUUCGUUUGGGUCUGCUUUGAUAGAGUUGUGUGAGAAAGGAAAUCGUAUGUUGAAGAUGAGCAUCUAUGGUGUCACUAUGUGAAGGUUAAAGAUGCAAAGGGUGAGGGUAUCGUCUCAACAAUCUCCGGUGCAUAAACUGGGGGAUUCCCAUAUGAUGUUGUCCCCGAAAUUUAGGAUAGCGGGGGUAGGUUCCACUCUGCUAGAUCCUUCGUUGGACAACGAAUUGGCUAUGAGGGGAGAGCCUCUAAUUCCCGGGAUCCCGGAUGAUGUUGCGCUCAAUUGCCUCCUUAGGGUUCCGGUUGAUAACCAUCUUAGGUGUAGGGCUGUGUGUAAGCGUUGGUAUUUGCUUUUUGGCAAUAAGGAGAGGUUCUUUUCUCGGAGAAAAGAGCUCUCGUUUCAUAAUCCGUGGCUUUUCGUGUUUGCCUUUCACAAAUGCACUGGGAAAAUUGAAUGGAAGGUUUUUGAUCUCACCAGUUUUUCUUGGCACACCAUACCCGCGAUGCCUUGCAAGGACAAGGUCAUACCCCACGGGUUCAGGUGCAUUUCGAUGCCUCACGAGGGUGUUAUGUUUGUUUGCGGUGGGUUAGUCUCUGAUACCGAUUGUCCCCUUAAUUUGGUACUGAAGUAUGAAGUUGGGACUAAUCGCUGGACUGUCUUGAAAAGUAUGAUUACCCCGAGGUCGUUUUUUGGCAGUGGAGUUAUAGACGGGAUGGUUUAUGUUGCUGGAGGAAACAGUUCGGAUCUUUUCGAGCUCAACUCAGCCGAAGUCCUGGACCCUUAUAGCGGGACAUGGCGAUCAGUUUCCAAUAUUGGAAUAUACAUGUCCUCGUACGAUGCAGCAGUCCUGAACGGGAAGCUUUUCAUAACCGAGGGCUGGUUUUGGCCCUUCUAUGUAGUUCCUCGGGGGCAAAUAUACGACCCGAAAACAGACAACUGGGAGGGCAUGCCUUCCGGGCUUCGAGAAGGCUGGACUGGCUCGAGCGUCGUGAUUGAUGGGCACUUGUUCGUCGUUUCAGAGCACGAGAGGGCAAAAGUUAAGGUCUACAACUUCGAGACGGAUAACUGGGACAUGAUCGAUGGACCCCCAUUGCCCGAGCUGAUAUGCAAGCCUUUCUGUGUCAACUGCUGUGGCAACCGGAUCAUCGUCGUAGGGCAGAACCUUAACAUCGCGGUGGGACACGUCACGAGGCGCCAGCAAAGCGAAAUGUCGAACUUUAAUGUUGAAUGGGAAGUCAUGGAUGCACCUGAUAGCCUAUCUGAACUAUCACCAUCAAGUGCACAGGUUCUCUUUGCUUAGUGUCUCUUCAACUGUAAUAUAUGAUCUCAGAGAGUUUAGAAUGAGAGUUUUUAGAAGAGUACUUUGAGGAUAUAGUGUGUUUGUUUUCUUUAAGGUUGUGUAUGUGAGUGAAGAAUCUUCAUCUGAAUUUAGAUUCUCUUGUAUUUAGUUAUAUACACAAUAAAUUAGACUUACCAUGCUUUUGUUUCUGUGA
Ipomoea triloba (trilobed morning glory) is the source of this 1621-nucleotide messenger RNA. Its product is annotated as F-box/kelch-repeat protein At1g30090. The coding region runs from base 223 to 1428 and encodes 401 amino acids. The record is from RefSeq and is a predicted model, not a curated record. Gene Ontology annotation, molecular function: protein binding. Lineage: Eukaryota; Viridiplantae; Streptophyta; Magnoliopsida; Solanales; Convolvulaceae. The transcript is spliced from 2 exons.